UGCAAAUGAAAAUUCACCACUAACUUGUUACUGCACUGGGAAUAUCAGCCUGGUUGAAAAGCACGAUGAUGCUGGAGGACCUCAGCAGGCCAGGCAGCAUCCGUGGAGAAAAGCAGGUGGUCAACGUUUCAGUGACUGCUGCAAGAAGGAAGUUCUGUCAGCUGGGCACAUCAGUGUGGUACAACAUAUUUCCUGCACAUUCUGUAAACUGUGGAGAAGACAACUCCCAUUCUAUUGACAUGAGCAAUAAACAUCUUUCUGCUGUGACCCUCUUCCUGUGUGUUGCUGUGGGUCUGAAGGCAACGACAGUCCUGAUCCAGUCGCCAGGAGAUGUGAAGGUGCGUGAAGGUGAAACGGUGCUGAUACAGUGUGUCCUGGAGAGCAGCGAUGUGCAAGACACUGUAGAGAAAUAUGAUGUACACUGGUACAACUCACGCAGUAAACUAAAUCAAGAAGGAAUAGUACUUAGUCUUUACAAUCACGGCAGUGUUUACAGGUCACCGGGUUUCUCCGAUCGAUUUCAGCUUUCUCGGAAUGUCACCAGUAACAGCUACUCACUGACCAUCAGCGACGUGAAGACCACGGACUCUGCCGAUUACAUCUGUGGAAUUUGGGGGCAUCUCUUUGGAAAAGGAACCCGGCUGAAUGUGACCAGUGCAGAUGUUCCUGUCCUUAUGCAGUCGCCGAGCCUGGAGCAUGUCACUGAGGGUCACACGGCACGGUUAUGGUGCACCAUGACCAGAGCCAGAUUGCAAGACACCGAUGUCCACUGGUACCGGAAACUACCCGGGCAGGACUUGGAGUGGGUUUUAACACACGACGCAGGAGGCAGCCCACAGUGGGGACCAGGUUUCACUGAGAGGUUCCUGCCCUACAGGGACACCUCCAAUAGCAGCUUCGUACUGACUGUCACAGACGUGGAGCCCAGUGAUUCUGCCGUCUAUUACUGCAGAGUGUGGGGAGACAUCAGUGGGAACGGAUCCCAGCUGAUUGUAAACAUUCAUCAAACAGAGACAUACCAAGAUGUGAAGACGUACCUCGCCUUCCUCGUUCUGGCUGUGGUGCUGGCAGUUCUCGCUGUCACUGGAGGCAUUUUGCUCAUCAGACGCAGAGCUUUGGGAAGCCACCAGUCCCCCCCACCCGCAGCAGCUGAAGACCAAACACCAGCAGCAGAUUAUGAAAAUGUUUCCAAGGCAAGGGAGAUCCCGACUUCAGCAGAUCCAAACGCCACCUACAUGGCUUUGCAACAACCCACUCAGUCCACCUACGGUCAUCUCCAAGGCCAUAAACAAACAUCUGACAGCUGAACCGCAGCGGGACUCGGGCUGUGUGGUGUGGCCUCGGCUGGGUGAAGGAACCCUGGAUGGAAUUCUCCACAGACAGACUCAUCGGACAUGUAACAGUUUAAGGCCCAGAGAUUAGAUUCAUUUUAUGUGUGAGACAAAAAGAAUUUUAUCAGAACAACAUUUGGGAGAUUUGCCUCAGGAGAUACCUAAUGUCCUGAUUGGUCGGGGGGGGUGGGGAUGGUGUGGGGUGUGGUGGGACAAGAACAGGGGUGUGAGAGGUGAUCAGAUCCCAGUUGUUAGAACGUGGAACAUAGAACAAUACAGCACUGGACAGGCCAUUCGGCCCACAAUGUUGUGCUGAUCUUAAUGCCAAUUUAUACUAAAUGUCCUCCUCCUGUGUAUCAUCCACAUCCCUCCAUUCCCUUCAUAUUCAUGGGUCUGUCUAAAAGCCUGUUAAACUCCACCAAACUGCCUGCUUUCACUACUACCCCGGUCACCCAUUCCAGGCACCCACCACCCUCUGCGUAAAAAAAAAAAAGCCUGUCACUCACGAUGCCUUUAAAAUUCCCCCUCUAACCUUAAACGCAUGUCCUCUGGUGUUUGAUGUUUCUCCCCUGGGGUGAGACCCUGACUAUUUUCCCUUUCUACAGUGUGCCUCUCAUAAUUUUAAGAACCUCUAACAGGUCUCCCCUCAGCCUCCGACACUCUGGGGAGAACAAUUCAAGUUUGUCCAACCUCUCCUUAUAACUCAUACCCACUAAUCCAGGCAGCAUCCUGGUGAACCUCUUCUGCACCCUCUCCAACACCUCCACAUCCUUCCAAUAACGGGGCGACCAGAACUGCACACAAUGCUCCAAGUGCAGUCUGACUGAAGUUUUGUACUGUUCAGGGGUGAUGUCGUCACACAACAGCCAGUGGGUGUGUGGACCUCCUGACAGUGAUUUGUAAACCACAGUGUGGUUCCCUAUUCAUGUGGUUCCUCAGCCACAAGGCUGCUGUGAGCUUGACAACCUGUGGUACUUGCACACCUCCUGACUGUGUACUUCAUAACCUCGCAGGGGGCCUGUCUGUGGUGGUCUCUCCAAGGUCUUUCCUGUGAUUGUAUCCCACCCCACCACCAGCCCACCCAUCCAUGGACCUCCACACCUUCUGCUGCCCUUUGAAGUUCCCCCUCCUCACCCUUCUCCACAACAAUCCCCCAUUCAUAAAAAGUGCAGGGCAAGUGACAUCACAGGGAAGCUGUCAGAUCAUCAGUCAGGAAAGAUGAUCAGAUGUAGAGACUUUGCAAUGAUUGUUUAAAAUUCCUCAAUUUAUUUUUCUGCUUUAAAAUAUUGCAUUGACUGUUUAAACUAUUUAGCUGCUUUGGUGUAGAAAUUGAAAGCUUUAAGAAGUUUGCAGCUUAAACUGUGAGGCCAAGUUUGGAAGAUAAGGAGAGAACUGUCGGAGCAGCAAAUUAAUAACAAGCGAUCUGAAAGGGAACACAGAAGCAAUGCAAGAUUCUGUAGGUCAGGGUUGGACGGCUGAGACCUAUUGCCUGAAAUUGCUUUGUCGGGUGGGAAUGUUGGGAGGCUUCAUUUGUCCCUCUGAAAGGGCAGGAAUUUGGAAAGUGCUUGUCAAUCUUAAGCUGGGACUCAGCUGUAGAGGAAGCAAUGACAUGGUGAAGGAUUGCGGCCUAGAAUGGGUUUCUGGCACAGGGAAACUGGAAUGCGGUGGCCCCAGGGGAUCCCACGGUGAGGGAGACAGUCAGACAGUCCCACAGCCUGCAGAGUUUGAGUGCCACAUGUCACUGUGGUGAGGCCGUGAUGCAGAGUGUUCUGUGAACUUUACCUAAUGAUGUGAUGUUUUAAAUAGAAUGCUUAAACACAUGAGGAUGGGAUGGUAGUGUAGUGGUUAGCAUAACACUACUACAGCACCAGCAAGCCGGGUUCAAUUCCCACCCAUGUCUGUAAGGCAGUUGUAUGUUCUCCCCGUGUAUGUGUCAGAUUCCUCCGGGUGCUCCAGUUUCCUCCCACAUUCCAAAGACGUACAGGUUAGGAGCUGUGGGCGUGCUAUGUUGGUGCCGGAAGCGUGGCGACACUUGCGGGCUGCCCCCAGCAUAUUCAAAAUCAGUAACGCAAAAAGACGCAUUUCACUGUAUGUUUCGAUGUACAUGUGACCGAUAAAUAAAUAUCUAAUAUCUAUCUACCUUAAUGUCAUCACUGAUAUGGAGAAUUGUUUUAAAGAUUAUUAAAAGCUCAACAAAAGGUGUUACUUCAGUCUUAAUGCGGAGUGUUGUCAAGAAGGAAAGCAGUUAAAUCAAAAGUGAUGCUGACUGUAUUGAAAUUGAUGAGACGGUGCUAAUUUUGAAAGAAACAAGAUAACUGGACAGAACAUUAAAUAAACCUCCAACAAUGGAAAUGUCUCUUCCCUGAAAGUGGCAUCAGGUAGACAGGCUGGUGAAGAAGGCGUUUGUCACGCUGGCCCAUUGUGAUCU
Molecule: messenger RNA, 3759 nt
Organism: Pristis pectinata (smalltooth sawfish)
Lineage: Eukaryota; Metazoa; Chordata; Chondrichthyes; Rhinopristiformes; Pristidae
Product: junctional adhesion molecule-like
Exons: 9
Coding region: 66-1307 (413 amino acids)
Biological process (GO): B cell receptor signaling pathway; complement activation, classical pathway; phagocytosis, engulfment
Cellular component (GO): external side of plasma membrane; blood microparticle; immunoglobulin complex, circulating
Molecular function (GO): immunoglobulin receptor binding; antigen binding
Source: RefSeq, a predicted model, not a curated record